AUGGAGAGAAAACAUCUGUACUGCAUACGGCAUGCUCAAAGUACAUACAACCAAGCAGCCUUGGAAUAUGAAAAUCAAGGCAAAAAAUCACAGAUUCACGAACUCAAGUGGAACAUCGAAUAUAUAGACGCUGAACUUUCUGCCUUUGGAGAACUCCAAGCUCUCAAUGCAGUUCCUGAAGCUCAUGCACUUCGGGUUCAAACAGUAUUUGUUUCUCCAUUCCGCCGAGCACUUCGCACUGCUCAGAUAUUAUUUGAAAAUCACCCAGAUAACCCAGAUAUCAUUGUUCACCCACUUUUAGCAGAGAAAUUAAAAAACGUCCCUGAUGUCUCUGUGUGGCAAGGCACUCCAUACUCUCAAUAUCCCAAUUUUGACUGAAGUCUGAUGCCAAACAAUUACUUUUUGUUCGACCUUGUUCGAAAUGCACAUACCGCAAGGCUUAAAACUCUCCCAAUAGAGCAAAUCCCUAGGAAACUUUUAGAUGAAAUGGUUUCAAUGAUUCCUGAAAAAAUUGAGCCCGCAGAGGACAUGUACAAAAGAGCUCAGGAAUCAAAAGAAAUCUGGAAAAAGAGCGCACUCAGUGGAAGUGUUGCAUUGGUGUCACAUUCUAACUUUUUUAAGUUUUUCACGAUGAAACAUGACGAAAAUGGGUCCACUUUUAGGUGGCUGAAUAAUUGUGAAAUUUAUGAGUACGAAGAAGUCGAUCUGGAUUAG
Molecule: messenger RNA, 714 nt
Organism: Blepharisma stoltei
Lineage: Eukaryota; Ciliophora; Heterotrichea; Heterotrichida; Blepharismidae
Source: the annotation of a GenBank genome assembly